AUGGGACUCUCAAGAGUCUCCUCCAGCAUCAUAAUUCAAAAGCAUCAAUUCUUCGGCGAUCAGCCUUCUUUAUGGUCCAGCUCUCACUUCCAUACAUCACUACUGGCUCGGAGGAGUGCUGCCAGACAACAUUUCAUGCGUGUUCUUUCCAUGUUCCAGGUGUUUGGACUGCUUGCAGCGGCUGGGCUUCUGUUUGUGAUAAGAAUUCAUGUCAUGAAACCCUCCACUGCAGUUUCUCCGGGAGAGGAAGACGGGGUUCUCAACACCCACAAUAAUGACGACCGAAACACAGAAAGAGACAGAGUGAUUGAGAUGGACAGCAGCCCUAGAUGCAAUGAUUCAUGCAAGUAAGACAAGCAAAGAGGUUUUUUUUUCUGGGGUGUGUGUGUGUUUCCAGUGCCUUUUUUGGUCCCAGCAUAAGAAGUGCCCCUGCAGGAUGAGGCCAGUGGCCUAUUUAGUCCAGCAUCCUGUUCUCACAGUGGCCAACCAGAUGCCUAUGGGAAGCUCACAAAAAGGAACAGCACUCUCCCUAUUUGAAGUUCCCACCCACUGGCAGUCAGAGCCACACUGCCUUUGAGCGUGGAAUAAUAAUAAUAAUAAUAAUAAUAAUAAUAAUAAUAAUAAUGUAUUAUUUAUACCCCAGCCACCUGGCUGAGUUUCCCCAGCCACUCUGGGCGGCUUCCAAUCGAGUGUUAAAAACAGUACAGCAUUAAAUAUUAAAAACUUCCCUAAACAGGGCUGCCUUCAGAUGUCUUUUAAAGAUAAGAUAGCUGCUUAUUUCCUUCACCUCUGAAGGGAGGGCAUUCCACAGGGCGGGUGCCACUACCAAGAAGGCCCUUGGUAGUAACCUGUAACCUCACUUCUCUCAAUGAGGGAACUGCCAGAAGGCCCUUGGCGCUGGAUCUCAGAGUCUGGGAACAAUGGGGGUGGAGACGCUCCUUCAGAUAUACUGGGCCAAGGCCGUUUAGGGCUUUAAAGGUCAUCACCAAAACUUUGAAUUGUGCUUGGAAACGUACUGGGAGCCAAUGCAGAUCUCUCAGGACUGGUGUUAUGUGGUCCCGGCGGCCACUCCCACACUUGCUGUGACUAGUAGCCGCCAUCUUUCUCUUUUUAAAAUGUAAGUGUUGUGAAUGUGCCUGAUACAGCAUGUAAUAUUACUUCAUUUUAUUUUUUUAAUUGGCGCGUUUAUUUACGUAUUUGCAUAUUGACUUUCAUAGAACAUCCCAAGGCGGUGCACAAAAGAAAAUACGCAAUCGUUCAUUAAACACAUUAAAGCAGUGUUAAAAUCUUUGACAACUAAGAUACAACAGUGAUCCAGGGCAAAAGCAGCAUAAUUCCACCCCACAUAGGGUUGCCAUAGUUCAAAAAGUGAAAAACAGGACACCCCGAAAGUUGUUGAACUUUUUAAAAAUAAAAACACCCCAAAAAAUCCCAUGAUCUUUCGAUUGACUUGCCUGAGAUUCAGGACAAAGCGCCACCUUUUGGAAAUUCCCUCUGCCUUUGAAAUACCGGUAAUGUCUGAAAGAAACGAGACGUAUGGCUGUCCUAACUCACAGGAAUGACGUGGGAACAGAAAUAUGUCUUCAAAAGCCACUGGACCAUCCAAAAGUGUUGGGACUUUACAAGUUCAAGGCAGAAGUAAUUCCACAGAAAGGGGGCCACCACAGAGAAGGCCCUCUUCUCCUAGUCAAUACAAAAUCAAUACCAAUCUAUAAUAGAGAUACUGCCCUAAAUACACACACACACACACACACACACACACACACACACACACACUCAUUAUAGAGAAAAGUGUAUGUGAUUGAAUAAAGGAACUGAUCAAAAUUACAGCUGUCACCUAUAUUGGAAUGAAUUUGUUUUACAUACUCCUUCCUUCUCUAAUUUGGAUGUGAUAGGUUAAUUUUGGCAUAAUUGCAAAGCCUGGAACAUAGGAAGCUACCCUAUACGGAGUCAGAUCAUCGGUUCAUCUAGCUCAGUCUACACUGACAAUGGAAGUGGCUCUCCAGGGUUUUAGAUGAGAACAUUCCUAGCCCUACCUGGAGGUACUAGUGGUUGAGUCUGGAAUCUUCUAUGCGCCAAGCAGAUCCUCUGCCACUGGGCCUCAGCCCUUGUCCUGUGUGUGAGCAGCCAGACCAAGCGGAACAACACAUUUCUUUCAAUCUGAGGCAGCAGACAGCAUGUCUGUUACUAAGCCAAAGGGCAUCUUUUCUAUAUUAUCCUGUUCAUUUGUAAAUUACCCUGGAAUAAAUGUUUACGGAGGACUGAAUUCCUUCAGUCAAGGGUGGCCAAGCCUUUUCAGCCUGAGGGAUGUUUUAAGGGUUGGCCACCCCUCUGAUGGCUGUGUGCCAAAGAUGGCCGCCGCCAACCCACUGAUGUGCACACCAACUCUUGCUAUGCUUAUGACACACGAAAAUUGGCAGGCAGGCACACAAACAUCCAGGCAGGCAGAAAGCCUGGAAACACACACACACACACACACACACACACACACAGCAGAGGGAUGGCUGGACAAGUGUGGAGAACCUCAGCUCAGGGGCAGAAUGUGGCCCUCCAAGCCUGCCUAUCUGGCCCUUGAGACACUCCCCAGGCCACCACCCCUUUCUGCAGCCCUCUGACCUUGUUCUGGUCCCUCCCUGAGUGGCUGGAAUGCAUCACUGAACUCCUGAACUGGCUCUUUAGCACACAUUUAGCACACCAAGCAUGCACACGCUAGAAGGCUGAUUCUAACUUCCACUUCUCCUUUUUUUGUUUUAAGGCAGCUAAAAGUAAAAUAUAAUCUGGCAAGGGGACUCGACAUCUUGCCUUUUACACAAGCCAGUUUGAAAACAAUCCGGAAGGCUGGUUGGUCUGACAUUAUUAUGCAGAUGUGGCUAAUUCAGGAAAAAAUGUUACUAAGCUUUUCUCUCACCCUGAAGUCUACCCUGUGAACUGGGGACUUAGCUCAGGUUGUCUUGGCGGCAACUGUUUUGACUGCGAAGUAUUCUGCUACCCCUUCCCUCUCGCAGUUUCCAGCUAGUGGAAAGCCUUCCUUGGGACAUGCCUUAUGGACCAAACAGCAGUGCUGCAAAGUCUUUAUACCAAGCAUGGAUGGAGUUGUUAAAUAUAACCCAGGAAAGCAUUCACGUGGCUUCUUAUUAUUGGAGCUUGACUGGAGAAGACCUUGGAGUAAAUGACACAUCGUCUAAGCAGGUGAGAUAAGAAAGGGUUGUUUUUUAAUAAUACUGUAUUUUUCGCCCCAUAGGGCGCACCUAGUUUUUUGGGGGGGGGAAUAAAGAAAAAAAAAUUAUUUCCCCCCCAGGCGCGGGGCUGGGGCGGGGGAAGCCCGAGCUUCCCCCAACCCCAGAACAGGCUGCUAUCCGCAAGCCUAGGGAGCCCGGCAGGAAGUCGUGCCGGUCUCCCCAGGCUUGCGGAUAUCUGCCCGAAGCCCGGGGUGCGCUACUCAGCGUGCCCCGGGCUUUGGGAUGCAGGCAGCUCUCCACAAGCCUUGGGAGACUGGCGGGAACUCCCGCGGGCUCCCAAGGCUUGCGGAUAGCUUCCUGAAGCCUGGAGAGCGAGAGGGGUCGGUGCGCACCGACCCCUCUCACUCUCCAGGCUUCAGCAAAAGCCUGCAUUCGCCCCAUAGGACGCACACACACUUCCCCUUCAUUUUUGGAGGGCAAAAAAUACGGUAAUAAUAAUAAAAUCAGCAGCUGUGUGUAGGCAGCAUUUUAAAGGAUGGGAAGACUUUACCACCAUGUUGUUGACAAACCAACCAGUCUCGCAUCCCCUGAUCUGGAGGGAUAUUUCCCAUGCAGAAUUUGGCAUGUGCCGCCCCUCUUUCGAUACAAGGAAGUGAUUUGCCUUCUGUAGGGUGAAGAUGUUCUCAAGAAAUUUGAAAGCCUGCUUCUGAAGAAUGUGUCUGUGUUUAUUGCAACAAGUGUGCCAUCUAAGGCUAAACAUUCAACUGAUCUUGAAGCCCUGGAGAAAAGAGGUAACUGUUUAUUAAAAUACUUCUAUUCUGCCUUUUGGCAGAGCAGCCCCCCCCAACAGCAAACAACAUGAAAACAGUCAUAAAAUGCUUAUGACCCCCCCCACUCCCACUGAAACAACAUAAAAUCCAGCAACUAAAAAUCUUACACAAGAAUUAAUACACAAGUGUUAAACUGCAGGGCCUCUUAAAACUGCCAUAUCUUUGUUGCACACCAAAAGGUGAGCAAAGAGGGAACUAAAUGAAGCCUCCUAGUCAUGAUGACUCUGAAUGCUAGUUGCUGUUUUGUUAUUAUCUUUCAUAGAAUCGUGGAAACAUAUAAUUGUAGAGUUGGAAGGGACCACGAGGGUCAUCUAGUUCAACCCUCUACAGGAAUCUCAACUAGAUCAUACAUGGCAGAUGGCCAUCCAACAUCUGCUUAAAAACCUCCAAGGAAGGAGAGACUCCCCCAAGGGAGUCCAUUCCUCUGUCCAACUGCUCUUACUAUCAGAUACCGUAGUUCUUCGUGAUGUUUAGUCAGAAUCUCUCUUGAAUCCAUUGGUUCAAGUCCUAACAUCUAGAGCAGGAGAAAACAAGCUUGCUCCAUCCUCCAUGUGGCUGCCCUUGAGAUAUUUGAAGACCACCAUCAUAGCUCCUCUCAGUGUCUUCUUCUCCAGGCUAAACAUACCCAACUCUCUCAACUGUUCCUCAUAAGGCUUGGUUUCCAGAUCCUUCUGAGAUCAACAGUCUUACUACGUGCCUCAGUCCCACAACUCUGUAGGGGGUAUUUAGUGAAUUUGCAUAAGGGCUUCCAUUGAAGUAAAUGUGUGUUACGGCUUGAGAGCAGCUCAAGAAACUGUUCUUUCAUCUCUUAAAAAACAACAACAUUUUUUCCAUAGGAGCCCACAUAAAAAGGAUUAAUUUUGGACAGCUCACCCAAGGUGUCAUGCACACCAAAUUCUGGAUUGUAGAUAUGAAACACGUAUUUCUUGGUAGUGCCAACAUAGACUGGAGAGCCCUGACUCAGGUGAGAGAUUUCAGGCUAUUAAGCUGAAGCGGCACAGGGAUGGGAGUGGGGAGACUGAGUUCACAAUACUUAAUGAGAAGACAAAAUUUGCGUGGAAACAUCCUGAGAACCAGUUCUGUUAAGACAGGUGAUUUUAUUUGGGGAGAACAUAAAAACUUAUUACCUGGCCAAGCUCAGUUGUCUUCUUUCCUUCCAGCUGUCGGAACAUUUCGUUAGUCUUAUACUAUCUAUCUAAAGAUGCAAACGAGCUUGUCCUACAUUUGUGUUUCUAACCAUAGCCACUCAAGUUGUUACGCUACGUCAGUAGUUUUCAGAUUUUUCUGCCUUGAGGGGACGCUUUCCAGGUUGCCUGCCAAGGCACUGCUCCAGCUUGGCUGUGUGUUGAACAGGAUUCUGGGUACACACUCCAUUCACACAUGGUAUUGCUAUGGUUCUUGGGCCACUGUCAUCCUGUGCCAACUAAGGGCCAAACUUGACAUGAUGUGGUAGAUCUGCAAAUUGAAUUUUUAAAGCGCUACUAGUUGCAGGGCAGUUUGGAUUGGGAGUAUGGCAUUGAGGGAAAACUGCCUAAUCCCUUCCCCUGCACUAUUUCCCCAUACCGUAUGGUUAACUCUCCUUUCCCAAAUGCUCUGGUCCACCCAGAUCUCCAAUGUCACACCCACUUGGGACGUCAGAUUGCACCUUUGCAGCAGAGGCGCUUGGUGCACUUGCACCGGGCGCUGCCCUGCAGACGGGCACCAAAACAAUGCUGUAGAACAGAGUACGAGAGGUGGGGUGGUGGGUGGACACUGAAUUAUAGUGUCGAACAGGGCACUGCUGAAAUCUGAGAGCCCAAUUCUGCCGCUGUUUGGAGACACCCAACACCCCUCUAUGGUUGCAUGUUAUGGAGAAAGAUCAGUUUUAGUGGGCAGGUUUAUCCUUCAGGAAAGCUAGUCCACUGCUCUUUCCAUGAAGAUGGAGUGAUUAGGUAAAGAGAGAGAGAGAGAGCAGAGGUGUUCUUUAAUAGUUUUAUAGAAGAGGGAAUUUCAACAGGCCUAGCUUCUCAUGCAGCUAUCAAGUGUACAAGAGAGCUCUUUGGUAUUUGGGGUUACCCUACUUGGAUGACUCCUGACAAGUUCCUGAGAACUCAAGAGUUCUAAUAUUCCACACACAUUAUCAUAGGAAGCUGCCUUGUGAUCAGGCUGGUUGCCUGUAUAGCACAGUACUGCCUACUCAGACUGGCAGCAGCUCUCCAAGUUACGAUCCCCAGAACCCAGGUUGUGCUAUGUGACUGCAGAGGUGUUGAACUGCUGAGCUCCGAAGCACUUGUAAAAGGGCAUUUCCGCUUUCUGUAUUUUGCUCUAUGAUUUCAUUCAAACUUAUGCCCUUUCUAGAUAUAUUACCACACCAGUACAAAGAAGGAGUGAAAGCAACAAUUUCCGCCCCCCUUCCCAACAGGUGGGUGGGGUUUGCGACACCGAGGAGGCUUACCUGGUCUGGUGCCUCCCAGCUGGGUCAGGGUGGCUAUCGUCCCGCCUCCGGCCUGGGAGAACAAUGGACGGCCAGCUGGGGGUGGGGCGAAGGCCAAUUGAAAGAGGCCGACCCCUUUGGCCAAACCUCACUUUGUUUCUUCCUCUUCCAGGUUUGGUUUGGAAUAUUGGUCUCCAGUUUCUCUCUUUCUGCAGGUGAAAGAAGUGGGGGUUUUGAUCAGCAACUGCAGCUGCUUAGCUAAGGAUCUCUGGAAAACCUUCAAAACCUACUGGGAUCUUGGGGAAGCAAACGCCACCAUCCCAUCUCCAUGGCCGAGCAAUUAUUCUACCAAUAUCAACAGCUACAGUCCUUUGGAAGUGCAGUUAAAUGGAACAAGCACUGAAGCUUAUUUUUCUGUAAGCAGACAGUUCCUAAGCAUGUUUUCCUCAGAUUAACCCCACUGAAUUCAGUGGGAUUUACUCUCUACUAAGUGUGCAUAGGAUUACAAUGAAACCUUCUGUAGGAAAUGUUUAUUCUCAUUGAAAAAACUUGGGGAUCAAUAGAUGAUGUAGUAAUUAAACUUCUCCUUUGCUCUAGGCUUCUCCUGCUUCCUUUUGUCCAGGGGGUCGCACCUUUGAUCUCGUGGCAGUUCUCGAUGUUAUCUACGAUGCAGAAAAAUUUGUCUAUGUCUCCAUGAUGGAUUACUUCCCUACAAGCCGCUUCAGACAACCGCCAAGGUAUGAAGUGAAACCUGAAUAUAUGUGCACCCUUUUAUAUUCUUAGCUAAAUGCUAAUUAGUUGUAUAGGGACGCAGGUGGCGCUGUGGGUUAAACCACAGAGUCUAGGACUUGCUGAUCAGAAGGUUGGCGGUUUGAAUCCCCGCGAUGGGCUGAGCGUCCAUUGCUCGGUCCCUGCUCCUGCCAACCUAGCAGUUCGAAAGCACAUCAAAGUGCAAGCAGAUAAAUAGGUACCGCUCCAGCGGGAAGGUAAAUGGCGUUUCCGUGCGCUGCUCUGGUUCGCCAGAAGCGGCUUAGUCAUGCUGGCCACAUGACCCGGAAGCUGUACGCUGGCUCCCUCGGCCAAUAAAGCGAGAUGAGCGCCGCAAUCCCAGAGUCGGUCACGACUGGACUGGUCAGGGGUCCCUUUACCUUUACCUUUAAUUAGUUGUUGCAGCUCCCUGCACCAUCAGCUCUAAAUUACACAGGUUUUGGGGUGUCGCACUGUAAAAGCAAUGCAGGUCAGCCUGGGCUUCAUGGGACAAUAAUGUAGUGAAAGACAGCUAGCUAGCACCAGAAGCUGUUACUUCUCUGCUUUAGUAGGAAGCCCAAACCAAAUAGUUCUUGUGUCUAUAAAGCUCCCCAUUGAUCGUUUUACAAGCGUUUGUGGCUGCUGUUCACUUGGACUGGUGAGGUGUAAGGCAGGAAGCCAACAGUAGGUGGAGCCAGAGCCAAUGCUAGGCAGAGCCAAUGAAUUAUAGUUUCCUUCCCAUCCUCCUCCCAAGUUCUACAAGGGCAACUGAGAUGGAGGAGGAGGAAGCUGACAGCUAGUACCACCCUCUGGCUUGGUUGUAAGUAAGAAGGCAGGUAGGUGGGGGGCUGAAACUGAGGUUAAUGGGGCAGUACCCAUUUGCCCUUAUGGUCCAACCUUCACUAAUUACAAUGUUGUUUUUGUAGAUACUGGCCACCCAUCGACAAUGCUCUGAGAAGUGUGGCGUUACGCCAAAAUAUACACAUACGGCUUUUAAUCAACUGCUGGGUCCAUACUGAUUCUUCCAUGUUUCGUUUCUUGGAGUCACUGAGUGUCCUUAGUGAUCAACAUGCCAACAUCACAAUCGAAGUGGUAAAAGAAGCAUGCUUUUGGGCCAUGGGCUCCUUACAGAUGCACAUGUGUCAUGUUCCUGGUAUUGACAGUGACUUAUGUAGCUUGUACACCAAGUUUUAAGGGUCUUUUCUGGGUCAUAUAUCAAAGUGUCAAAUGUGAACAUGACAACCCUCAGACUCUGUUGCUUUUUCUGCACCUAUAAUGCCAACUUUUUAAAAAUCUACACUGGCUAGAGCUAGAAUGCAGUUUUAAAAUGCUUUCCUUCUGUUUCCUAUCCAUGUAGGAUCUCUUCCCAUAGGAAUAGUGGGAGUGAUGCUCACAUGCACUUUUUGUGUUGUGUGUGCUAAUGCCACAAGAACGAAAGAGGAAGUGUUACAUUGCUGGAUGGGGGAAAAUCUCAGGAUGAAAUGAGCUGAAAAGUUAUUUCUCCCUACUGUAAAAACUGUAAACUUAGGUAUUAGCAAUGAUGUUGGGCAAAUGUCAACAACCCAAUUAAUAAAUUUUAAAAUGUAAGCAAACUUAUAGAUCGCUAAACCUAAAGUGUGUCCCCCCCCCCAGCAGGAAAUAAACCACAAUUUAAUAAACAAAAAUUUCUUCUCACAGUUGAGAAGAAAAAAUAAAUUUUGGUUAAAAUUAGUAAUACGGAUCGUUUCCCAUUCCUCCUCAUGUAGCAGAGCCAAAAUGGUUUUAAAAAUAAAUGAGCUUAAAGCACAUUGGUACAUGUGCUUUACAUCCAGGUUAAAAAGCUGUGUUGAUAUGGGUUUUCACCGUGUAGAUAUAAAUGGCAAUUUUACCACAUGAUGUGCAGUAAAAUCUUUCUUGCUCUUUGACAGGAUGAUACAGAUAGUGACUACAGACAGUGUCUCUGCACAUAUAUUUUAGCCUAACAUCCUUUUUUGUAAACCACAUUGAAGUUUUUUUUUCUACAAGCAAGUGGUAUAUCAAUUUUAUGAAAUAAAUACAUCCUCUUUCGUUAGCCAUGCCGCCAUGGAAGUUGCAGUGGAGGGCCCCACGUUGUCUACCUCUGCUUGACACUACAAAUGACCAAUUCAGUCACGGCCAUCUGAUCUGUGGUAAAAAAACCUCUUUACCGUUUGACAGGACAACCGUCUUGGUUUGGCCAUGUUAUGUACUGAAGUUCUCACCCUGGGCCAGCAGGGGGAUACUGUAGAUAGUUAUGCAAAUGAAGGAUCGAAAGUGAGGUUCAGUGAUUGGAUAGUUGUAUGCAAAUGAAGGAUCGAAAGUGACGUUCAGUGAUUGGAUAGUUUUAGAAAGUUGCUACAGUUACGUUGUUCUGGAGCUCUAUAUAAGCAGGCUGACUGAGCUCUGCUCUGGCCUCAGAAAAAAGAAGAGCUGUUUGAAGAAUUGCUGUGUCGUCUGAUAUGUUCGCCCACAACUUAACAGGCCACUGACAGAAUCGGAGAGUGGCAGAAGGUCUUGCUGGCCAUCCAUUUAGUCUCUGCUUGAAGAUAUCCAGUGACCAGUGCUUUUUUUUCCCCUUGAAAAAGAGGUGCAGGUACUCACCAUGAAGUUAUUACAGUUAAGUGCCACACUUUUUAACAACAACAAAAAGAGAUGCUAGUACUGCGUACCUUUGAGUACGCCCGGGGGAAAAGCACUGUCAGUGAUGAAGAGCCUACGUCCUCUCUAGGGAACCAUUGGUUCCAUUGGCAAACCAGGAUUCUCCUAAAGUUCAACCAAAAUCUAUCCUCCGGUAGCUCAAGCCCAUUAGAUGAAGUCCUGCCAUCUGCGAUAGCAGAGAACAAGUAUUUGCCCUCUUUUAUGAGACAGCUCUUUUUAUGUUUGAAGAGUGCUUCUUCAGGCUGAAUACAACAAAGUCUUCCAAGCUUUCCUCAUAGGUCUUCUUUCCCAUAGAGUUGACCAUCUUUGUUGCCCUCCUCAUCUGUGCCAAUUGAGAUGAUGUGCACCCAAAAGGCACUAUUAAAUGCAAAGCUCUCUUAUAAUUUUUAGCAGUGGGUUUUUCCUUUUUCUUUUACUGGCGAAUGGAAGUGGAAAGUCUACUCUAGCUUAGCCAAAAGCUAUUCCUAUUUUAUUUCCAUUACUUGGGAAAGGCAGGCAAUUGUGGGAAACUCAUAAAGUCAUCUGUGUUUAAUUCCCACUCAUUGUAGACAUGUUUUUAUAUUUACAUCUUACCAGAAAAUCUUCACUGUUCCAGUUGGAAAUCACACAAACAUCCCCUUUGCAAGGCUGAAUCACAGCAAAUAUAUGGUGACUGACAAGGCAGUCUAUAUUGGUAAGUGUUGUGGCCUGGUAGAGACUGUGGUUUGUGUAGAAGUCAGCUAUACAGCUGCAAAUAUAACAAUUUAAGCGCAUUAUACAAAUGCAGUGCUUUUUUCUAAAAAUUGUUUAGGGGUACUUUCAUUUUCCUACUCAUAUUGAAAUACCGCCCCUCAAAUAGGCCAAACGUAGAUUCACAAAAUGUUUAGAGGUAUGCGUCCUCCUGCGUCCCCCCAGUAAAAAAGCAUGUACAAAUGUGGCACUAGAUGGCGAUGGUGAGCUUAUGGCAAAUUCAAUAUAUUUUUCAAAAUGUUUAGAUUCUACCCUAAAGCACAUUGCAAGAAUCAAGUCUUGAGGUUACUAGGGCAUGAAUCACCACGUCCAAGAAUAGCCAUAAGCUGGUAAAAAGCACUCCUAGUAAUUCACAUUAGUUUUGAGGGUCCUUAUGGGUUUUUCUUGACACUGGAUCCUGCCUGUUUCAAUCUCUUUCCUCUCCCUCUUCCUUGAACUCUGCAGCUUUUGCUUCAAGUGAAUAUUCUAACAAUAGUGCUUUCAAUUGUUUGAAACCAGAAGACUUAUACGUUUGCCAUAACGGGGAAAUUUGAGCUUUUUUGGGGGGUGGGUGACUAGAUAAAUUAAAAUCGCACCCUUAUAUACACUGCACUUUAUACAUCUCUAGGAACUUCUAACUGGUCAGAAGAAUACUUCAGCAUCACGGCAGGUGUGGGACUGGUUGCCAAGCAGUCUUCAGCAGACGCCACAAAGAGAAACCCUACCAUACAGGAGCAACUGAGGGCUCUCUUUGAACGAGACUGGAAUUCCAAAUAUUCGGUAAAAAUGGAAGACCUGCCAGGGCAGAAAGACUGUGCUUGGGAAGAUGGAUUUAAAAGUUCUUUUAAAAGCUAA
Molecule: messenger RNA, 11387 nt
Organism: Podarcis lilfordi (Lilford's wall lizard)
Lineage: Eukaryota; Metazoa; Chordata; Lepidosauria; Squamata; Lacertidae
Source: the annotation of a GenBank genome assembly